This is a messenger RNA of Selaginella moellendorffii, 2678 nucleotides long. RefSeq names its product protein ECERIFERUM 3. The record is from RefSeq and is a predicted model, not a curated record. The coding region runs from base 422 to 2308 and encodes 628 amino acids. The transcript has 11 exons. NCBI's taxonomy places the organism in Eukaryota, Viridiplantae, Streptophyta, Lycopodiopsida, Selaginellales, Selaginellaceae. Gene Ontology annotation, molecular function: iron ion binding; oxidoreductase activity. Gene Ontology annotation, biological process: lipid biosynthetic process.
AUGCGCGCAACGCGCUAUUAGCAACUAACGCGAGGGAGAGCGAUGAGAGUCCAAGGGCUUCAAAGAAGAGGAGGAGAAUCCAGGGCGACGACCGAGACGACUGCGUCGCGCAGCGCUCAUCUUCGCCGAUGCUUCUUCUCUCGCUUCUCGCGAGGUCGUCUUGAUCGUUGCCGCCGCUAUAAAUCUCGCGAAUGUAAGUCACCAUUCCAUCGCAGCGCAGAUUUCCAGCGAUUCUCUCCUCUGGAUCGCCUCUAGCUCGCAGAUUUCCUCCCCAUCUCGCUCCCUCUAGCUUUCUUGGUUCUUGAUCAGACCCUCGGGCAGCGCAUCGCGUGAAUCGGCUCCGAAAUAUCGCAUUCCCGUAGCAGCGCCGAUCGAUCGAAACCCUCUCCGGGGAAAUAUCGCGGCGAUCCUUCCGUCCUCCAUGGGCGUGUCGACUGCUCCACUGGCCGAUUGGCCAUGGGAAACGCUCGGGAAUCUCAAGUACAUAAUGUUUGCGCCAUUUGUCGCUAAAGCGGCGCACUCCCAUUUUUUCGCCGCUCGGCAUUCUUCCACCGAUUCCUGGUGGUUCCAUCUCGUCCUCCUCGUUCUCUUGAGGUACCUCCAGCAGCAGGCAUGGAUCACGGUCUCCAGGCUCUACUUCCUUGUCAAGAAGUACCAGAUUCAACAGUUUGCGCUGAGCUACGAGCAAGUGGAUCGGGAAUUCCACUGUGACAACCAUAUGAUCUUCCAGUCCCUGGCAUUAGCGGCAGCCCAUGUUUGGAUCCCUGCCUUUAGAGAUCUCCCGCUUUUCAACUGGACUGGGCUUCUACUACUCGUCUUCUUCCAUGUCGUCUUCACGGAGCCGAUUUACUACUUUGUCCACCGAGCAAUGCAUAGCUCUCACAUACUCUUUUGCAACUAUCACUCGCUCCAUCACGCGUCCACUACUCCAGAGCCAGCAACCGCUGGAACAAGAACUUUCCUCGAGGAAUUGAUACAAGCUGCGCUUAUUGCGAUUCCAAUCAUCGGUGUCAUGGCUCUUGGUGGGGGAUCCGUGGUCAUGAUCUAUGCCUACCUCUUGAGUUUCGAUUUCUUCAAGCAGCUGGGUCAUUGCAAUUUUGAGAUUGUUCCCGAAGCUCUCUUCAAGGCGUUUCCACCGCUCAGAUAUCUCGUCUACACGCCGUCAUAUCAUUCUUUGCAUCACACCGAACUGGAAACCAAUUUUUGUUUAUUCAUGCCCCUGUUUGACGUGCUCGGGGGCACGCUCAGCAAACACACACGAGCUGUGCACAAAUCUCUACGCCAAGGCCGAGAGGAAGAAGUUCCCAGCUUUGUGUUCUUGGCACACUGUAUCGACAUUCUUUCAUCGAUUCACGUUUCUUUUGUUUCUCGGACGUUCUCUUCUGUGCCGUACACUAUCAGCUUGUCCUUCCUCUACAUGUACGUCUUCUGGCCUCUCGGGCUCGUUGCAUUCUUCGCCUUGUGGGCUUGGGGGCGAGUUUUUGUGGCCUAUCAGUACAUGUUACGGGGUCUUCAUGCCCAAACAUGGGUCGUUCCUAGAUACGGUAUUCAUUAUUUUUUGCCAUUCGGCUUAGAUUCAAUCAAUAACAUCAUCGAGAAGGCUAUAUUACAAGCAAAUGAGAUGGGUGUCAAGGUCAUUAGCCUUGCCGCAUUGAACAAGAACGAAGCACUCAACGGAGGUGGAUUGUUGUUUGUCAAGAAGCAUCCUGACUUGAGAGUCAGGGUGGUUCACGGGAACACCCUGACAGCCGCGGUGGUCCUCAACGAGCUCCCGGCCGAAGUGGAAGAGGUGUUCCUGACAGGAGCAACGUCCAAGCUGGGCCGGGCCAUCGCUCUCUACUUGUGCAGAAAGGGAGUUCGCGUGCUGAUGUUGACUAGUUCCAGAAGUCGCUACGAAUCCAUUCUGAGCGAGGCCGCCGCGGAGCACCGUAGAAACCUGGUUCAUGUCACUAAAUACCAAGCUGGCCAGUACUGCAAGAGAUGGAUCAUUGGCAAGUGGGUUACCGAACGAGAGCAAGGAUUUGCGCCGGUGGGGACGCACUUCCACCAGUUUGUCGUGCCGCCAGUGCAGGAGGUGCGCAGCGACUGCACAUACGGGAAGCUGGUUGGGAUGAAACUUCCCAAAGACGUGGCCGGAGUCCACACUUGCGAGUAUAUAAAUGACCGAGGGGUUGUUGCUGCCUGCCAUGCCGGGGGUUUGCUGCACGCACUGGAGGAGUGGAGCCACCACGAAGUGGGAAGCAUUGAUGUGGAGAGAAUCGACACGGUCUGGCAAGCAGCUUUGAGCCGGGGCUUCACGCAGGUGUAAGUGGCAGCGGGUCUUUUUCCUUCGGAGUUCACGUUCGAGCAGAGAGAGAACAGCCAUGCCAGCAGCGACACCAGGUACCUUCAAUUCCUCCACACUUGGAUUGGAUUGGAUUGGAUCCACACUCGCAGUAGCAGCAGCAGCCAGCCAGCAGACAAAGCAAGCAGAGAUGCUCACUCAAAAGCAGGGAAAGUAGAUUCACAAGGCUCAAACGAAGAACACAAGAAGAAAAGAAGAAGUGGAGAAAGGUUCUAUAUGGUUUUGAGGAUAGCUUUAGCUGGAUGAUUAUUAUUUGCUCACUGCCUCUGCGAUUCAUGGCAAUGCAGUGAGAGCCACUUUUCAAGGAUUGAAUGACAAUCCAAAUCUUUGUUAA